GAACGCGAGCGCUGGGCUACCCGAAAUCACCUGUCAGAGACCAUUACGGAAAUGCAUAGAUUUAACACAUGCCGUUCGAUUAAGAGUCGAAUCCUCGCCGCCGUUAACAGCAACAAGUGGUCGGAAUUUUGCCACACAGGUACCGUUGAAGUGAUCAAUCCUGAUUACUGUCUCGAAAACGAAAGUGUCGCUUCAAACGCCGUCAGACAGCUGCUGAAUUCAUUCGAAGAAAUUGAUACCAUCUGCCACCGAGACCCGGGUGUGACUCUGCACGAGAGGUUCGAGAACGAGAAAUUAUGUGAAUAUCUUGAGGUUGAUUUUCAAGUUCACUCUUUGUUCUACACCACUGCUUUCCUUCUGAACGGCUGUUCCACCGUCUCAUUGGCUUCGGCGCUUCUUCCGGCAUCGUUUGCCGUUAACUGA
Soboliphyme baturini is the source of this 423-nucleotide messenger RNA. The record is from the annotation of a GenBank genome assembly. Lineage: Eukaryota; Metazoa; Nematoda; Enoplea; Dioctophymatida; Soboliphymatidae.